Prunus mume (Japanese apricot) is the source of this 1819-nucleotide messenger RNA. Its product is annotated as LOW PSII ACCUMULATION-like protein. The record is from RefSeq and is a predicted model, not a curated record. NCBI's taxonomy places the organism in Eukaryota, Viridiplantae, Streptophyta, Magnoliopsida, Rosales, Rosaceae.
CUCAACAAACAAACAAAAAGGAAAGAAAUAAGAAGGGCUGGUAUUUACCACUUGGGUUGUGGGAGGAGGUGGCAGUAUUGUGAUCAUCCAAAUAUGGCCUCCCAAGAAAACAGUAGAAAACUAUCACAAGCAGCAAAAAAAGGCUGAGUUCAAGCAGUGGCCAUGGCUUCUGUGGCAAACGGUCCCUUCUACAUUCUCAAACCUCCAAACCAUCCUAGUUACAAACUCAGUAGUGGUAUCAGAACGACCCUCUGGUCAUUCUCAUGUACCAAUGCACCAUUUCUCACUCUGCAGACCUCAAAGCACAAGUCUUCAACCAUCAUUUGCUUUGCAACUGAUAAGCAAACUUCUUCUACUGAAAUCAGUUCCACAGCCAGGAUUAGGAGUGAAGUUCUCACUCCCUUUCGCUCCGUUCGGAUGUUUUUCUAUCUUGCUUUCAUUGCAAGUGGUGGUUUAGGAGGACUCAUAGCAACCACACAGUUAAUUGCAGCACUAACAAACCCAUCAAGAGCACUUGAUGCCCCUGAAAUUGCGAAGGGUCUUGGGAUAGACCUUGGAGCAGUGUCUCUCUUUGCAUUCUUGUAUUUGAGAGAGAACAAGGCCAAGAAUGCACAGAUUGCUAGGCUCUCAAGAGAGGAAAACCUUUCGAAUCUUAAGCUCAGGGUUGAUGAAAAGAAGGUCAUUCCUCUUAGCUCUUUGAGAGGGAUUGCUCGGCUUGUAAUAUGUGCAGGCCCUGCAUCAGUCAUCACAGAAGCUUUUAAUCAAAGUGAACCCUACACUGAAAGGCUUGUGGAACGAGGGGUGCUCGUGGUGCCCUUUCCUACAGAUGGAAACUUACCUAGUUUUGAGUUUGAAGAAAGUGAAGAGACUAAGGAGAUUACUGCAAAGAGGAAAAGACUAUGGCAGCUGACACCAAUUUAUAUUCCUGAAUGGACCAAGUGGUUAGAUGAGCAAAAGAAGCUGGCAGGCGUCUCCUCUGACUCUCCUGUGUAUAUAUCUCUUCGCCUGGAUGGUCGUGUUCGUGGCAGUGGCAUUGGCUACCCGCCUUGGAAUGCUUUUGUUGCACAGCUACCACCUGUAAAGGGAAUGUGGUCUGGUCUUCUUGAUGGGUUUGAUGGAAGAGUUUAAGAAAAUAUUUUGUGUUAUAGUAGGAUCAAAGGCAUGAUAUGGAAUAUGCAGCUAUUUCAGAAAGCAUAUUUAUCUUUUGGCUUCUCAGCCAACUCUCUUGCAUGGUUUUUCGUUUCGACCAAACACAUUAAACAUACUUUCUGGUGCCAACAAGGGUUUAGAGAUUCUGAAACAAAAUUUUUUGAUAACUUGAAAUGUCAGAGUUGGGUUUAGGAACGCACAUAUAUGUUCUGAUAAAACUUCCUAAUGCCAGAGUUGUCUAUGGGGAAAUGGAAAAUCCUGUUUGGAAUUGUUUUCAGCUUCUAUGUGGCUAACAGGUCCUGCUAUAUAUGCAUGCAAUGAUAAGGAAGCAACCAAAAUGGGGGAUUUGAGGACAGUUGACAGAGAAAAGAGUUGUUUUGUCCAAAAACAAUUUAAACUAAUCUAUACAUCAAGCCUUGUGAAUGUUGAAUUGCCAUUUUCCGAGUCGGCUUUCUUUUUUUUCUUUUUCUUUUGGAGUUAACAGUUAUCUUGAUUUGAAUGAGUUGGUUUGAGCAACUUUCCACCUGCUUGUUUUGAAGAAAAAGCUAGAAAGAACAAUAUAUAUGUUAUAUACUCUAUGAAUAAUAUCAAUUUGGACUUUUGGCAAACAGUGAUUGAAACUUAACUAAGAAAGGGUGGAAGAAAUCACAGAGUAUGGAUACACAAUAAA